AUGCCAUCUCAAAACAACCUGGCUACCAGAAUCCUAAGUAAUAAAGUGAAAUACUCAAGGCCUGCUAGCACGGAUGAUGGUUACAUUGACCUUGAGUUUAAGAAAAGUCCUCCUAAGAUCCCACAUAAGGCCAUUUUGCUUGCUACAGUGCUGUUUUUGAUUGGCACCUUUUUCUGUACCAUAGGCUCCCUUCUGCUGCCGGGAUAUAUCAGCCAGGGGGGCAGGGAAGCGGGGGCAGACCCGUGCUCCUGUCCUUGUCAUGGCAUCCUAGUAUUCCUGCCAGGAUUUUCUCACCUUUUCAUUGCCUGCUAUGCAUCCAAAGGCUACUUGGGUUACUCCUGAGAUGACAUUCCAGGCUUUGACGACUAGCACCCACCUCAGCCCUGAGGAGCAGUCAGAUCGGACUGAGCUCAGCUUUAAGAUUUUGAGCAGAAACUAUGGCUAAGGGCCAAGGAAUCCUGUGUUUUGCAGAUGUUUAACAAAAUAAUGGCCAAGUUUUAUGGGUCCACCAUCCUAAAGACAUUAACUGAGCUUACAAUUAGCUAAUUAGGGCACACUCUGUUUUUCAUCUCCUGGCCCUGACUAAAAGCUGACAAAUUUUUCUAAGUGAACUUGUAUCAUGGAAGAAUAGCAAUGUUAAUUGUGAAAAGUGGGUGGUCUAUUCUGUAGUGGAAAGUGUUGCUGCUGCCAUCCUUUUUAGAGGUGAACAUUUAAAAAAUAGUCUGUUGUCAGUUUGUUCUUGUGACAAAUGGAAGAAUUCAGUAUGUCAAAUUUGUUAUUACUAGGUAACUCAUUAUGAAAAUAUCUAAGUGUCUUAUCCUCUAUGCUGUAACUUCAUAUUCUAGUGAAAGACCUCGGCAAAAUCAAAUAUUACUGUAAAUGCAUCUGU
Phyllostomus discolor (pale spear-nosed bat) is the source of this 889-nucleotide messenger RNA. Its product is annotated as transmembrane protein 230-like. The record is from RefSeq and is a predicted model, not a curated record. Lineage: Eukaryota; Metazoa; Chordata; Mammalia; Chiroptera; Phyllostomidae. Gene Ontology annotation, cellular component: synaptic vesicle; endomembrane system. The transcript has a single exon. Bases 1 to 342 code for a protein of 113 amino acids. Gene Ontology annotation, biological process: synaptic vesicle transport.